UUUAGGGUCAGGAUGUGUGUGUCCUUAUUCCGGAGUGUGCUUUACGGUCAGGAUGUGUGUGUGUCCUUAUUCCUGAGUGUGUUUGCUGGUAUCACUUUUAGCGAAACUCACUGGUAUUUCUUGAUCUGGGUUCUCAUGUCAUUUGUGACAUUGUCAUUAUGAAAAUGGAGUGAAUUCCACAUUUUGACUGAAGUACUGGACUAAAAUGAAGACCAAUGAUAAUGUAAUUAUAUUCUACUAAUGACAGUUUGUAAAUGGACUGCAUUUAUAUAGCGCUUUUAUCCAAAGCGCUUUACAAUUGAUGCCUCUCAUUCACCCAUUCAAACACAGUUUGGUUCUGUUCAUUCAGUGGAUUUGUUCCAGAACUGUGUGUGUACAUGCUAGUGUGUGUUUUUAAGAGCUGUCUGUGGGAGCGUGUGUGUGUGUGUCUGUGUUAGUUUGUGUGUGUGUGAGUGAGUGUGCGUGCAAGUGUGUGCAUAUGUGUCUGUGUGCGUGAGUGUGUGUGAGCAUGUGCCUGCAUGUGUGUGUGAGCAUGUGUCUGAGCGUGUGCGUGUGCGUGUGCGUGUGAAAGGUGUGUGUGUGUUUCAGAGCUGAGUGCUUCUGUGUUUUCUCCCUGCAGGAGUCCAGAGCAGCCCCCCCUCAGUGGAACCCCCUCAUCCUGACCUGUGCACCAGGGGGGUUUUAAAGACUGACGGACCAGCUGUGAGCAGAGCAGACAGGGUGGCCGUGGCAACGGCGUGGGAAUGAGGCUGAAGGAGGAUGUGAACCCGCUGCUGCUGCAGGUGUUUCGCUCGGUGGUGUGGGUGUACUCCUUCAUCACCUUCCUGCCCUGGUACCUGCUGUCCGGGCCCGGGCAGCCCCCCCGCGCGCGGCGGGUGCAGGCGCUGUCUGUGAGCGGGAAGCCCGCCGGGCCGUACCGCGCGGGGAACAGCCUGCCGGCGCUGGCCUGCUCGCUGUUCCCCGGCUGCCCCACGCUGGACCUCGUCUUCCACCACGCCGCGGAGCGCUUCCCCCGCCGCGACUGCCUGGGCACCCGCCAGGUCCUGGGAGAGGAGGACGAGAGCCAGCCCAACGGCAAGGUCUUCAGGAAGGUGAUCCUUGGCGAGUACGUCUGGCAGUCGUAUGAGGAGGUGUACCAGGCCGCGCGGCACCUGGGCAGCGGCCUGGCGGCUCUGGGACAGAAACCCCAUCACAACAUCGCCAUCUUCUGUGAGACCCGCGCAGAGUGGCUCAUAACUGCACAGGCCUGCUUCAUGCACAACUUCCCAUUGGUUACUCUGUAUGCCACUCUGGGAGGCCCAGCGAUUGCUCACGGACUCAACCAGACUGAAGUCACUCACAUCGUCACCAGUAGAGACCUGCUGCAGACCAGACUCAAGGACAUCCUGUUGGAGGUGCCCACACUGCAGCACAUCAUUGUUGUGGAUGGCAAACCCAGCACAUGGGAGGGGUUCCCCAGAGGCAUCCACAUGCACAACAUGGCAACCGUACAAGAGCUGGGCACCAAGCCUGAGAACCUGACAUCGCCCCAUUCCCAGCCCCGCCCCUCUGACAUCGCUGUCAUCAUGUACACCAGCGGCUCCACAGGCGUGCCCAAGGGUGUGAUGAUCUCCCACGGCAACAUCAUUGCUGGGAUCACCGGCAUGGCAGAGAGGAUCCCUAACCUGGGUGAGAAUGACACCUACAUCGGGUACCUGCCGCUGGCCCACGUGCUGGAGCUCAGCGCCGAGCUGGUGUGCGUCUCACACGGCUGCCGCAUCGGCUACUCCUCCCCGCACACGCUGGCCGACCAGUCGACUAAGAUCAAGAAGGGCAGCCAGGGAGACGCCAGCAUUCUGCGGCCCACCCUGAUGGCUGCCGUCCCGGAGAUCAUGGACCGUAUCUAUAAGAAUGUGAUGCUGAAGGUGGAGGAGAUGAGCAGGGUGCAGAGGACCAUGUUCACUUUGGCCUACAACUACAAGAUGGAGCAGCUCUGCCUGGGCAACAGCACUCCACUGUGUGAUGGGCUGGUGUUCCGGAAGGUGCGCUCCCUGCUGGGGGGGCAGACGCGGGUGCUCUUGUCGGGUGGGGCACCCCUCUCUGCAGCCACACAGCGCUUCAUGAACAUCUGCUUCUGCUGCCCCGUGGGCCAGGGGUACGGCCUGACCGAAACCUGCGGAGCGGGGACCAUCAGCCAGAUGUGGGACUACAGCACGGGGCGUGUGGGCGCUCCUCUGGUCUGCUCCGAAAUCGCCCUGAGGGACUGGGAGGAGGGCGGCUAUCUCAGCACAGACAGACCGCACCCCCGGGGGGAGAUCCUGAUUGGAGGACCCAAUGUCUCCAUGGGCUACUAUAAGGACCCGGCCCGGAACCAGCAGGACUUCUUUGUGGACGGGAACGGGCAGCGUUGGUUCUGCACGGGGGACAUCGGUGAGGUGCUCCCGGACGGCUGCUUAAAGAUCAUCGAUCGGAAGAAGGACCUGGUGAAGCUGCAGGCGGGGGAGUAUGUGUCCCUGGGGAAGGUGGAGGCCGCGCUCAAGAACUGCCCUCUGGUGGACAACAUCUGUGCGUACGCCAACAGUGACCAGUCAUACGUGAUUGGCUUCGUGGUGCCCAAUCAGAAGCAGCUUCUGGCCCUGGCAGAGCAGAGGAGGGUCAGAGGGUCGUGGGAGGAGCUCUGUAGCAGCGCUGAGAUGGAGGCAGAGGUGCUGCAGCUCAUCACUGAGACGGCCAUCGCAGCCAAGCUGGAGCGGUUCGAGAUCCCGCGGAAGAUCCGUUUGAGUGCCGAGCCCUGGACACCGGAGACCGGCCUGGUAACCGAUGCCUUCAAACUGAAACGCAAGGAGCUGAAGACCCACUACCUGCAGGACAUAGAGAGACUGUACGGGGGGAAGUAGGCACACCUGCCCCUCCUCCUGCCCCCUCCCGCCCCCGCCUCCACAAGCUCAUUAGACUCACCCCACCCCAACACCACAAGCUCAUUAAACUCACCCCACCCCAACACCACAAGCUCAUUAGACUCACCCCACCCCAACACCACAAGCUCAUUAGACUCACCCCACCCCAACACCACAAGCUUAUUAGACUCACCCCACCCCAACACCACAAGCUCAUUAGACUCACCCCAUCCCGUUACUAUAAGCUCAUUAAACUCACCCCACCCCAACACCACAAGCUCAUUAGACACACCCCACCCCAACACCACAAGCUCAUUAGACUCACCCCACCCCAACACCACAAGCUCAUUAGACUCACCCUGCUCCGCCCCGUCCCGUUACCAUAAGCUUGUUAAACGGGGCAGCACUUGAAUCUCCACAAAAUAAGAGCCAGAAUGUGGCACACGAUGGCCACCGACAGCUGAAUAUUUAUAUACUUUAGGUCUGUAUCUUUAUGAUGUCUUCUCUAAGGCCAGGCAGCAAACCGGCCCUUACCUGGGGGGUCAGGUGAGUCGGGGGGAGGGGCAGGCGAGUCUCGGCCCCCCUGUCCCUCAGGGGAAGCCUUGGGUCUGGCUGAGGUAUGAGAUGUGAGGUGGACCUGCCCGAGCCCUGGGGUUAUUAUAAACUCAACUGAGAGGACUUUUCCCUGAUUUUUCUGUUGUUCCAAUCAAUGAAUAUCUUGUGUCUGAAGAUCAAGAAGUCAUGAGAGAUCAAAUGCAAAUAUUUUAUUUUUCAUUUAGUUUAUUAUCAUUCUUUGUGAUUUAAUUUUUUUCUUCUCAGUGUGUUUUUUUUCCUUUACUUAUCUGGUGUUUGCUAUCUAUCAUCAUGUUCUACGGGUCGUCUCCAGGGGUAAUUGUUUACAAAUUUGCGAGACAAGUGUGACUCUGUUUUAUCAAACAAACGGACUAACACGCCUGCUUUAAACUGAGCAUGAAAAACGCAGUUUCAGAAAAACAAAAAGACCUGAAUCUGCUUUAUGAAUUUCUACAACACUUACCUCAAAUCACAAGAUUUUCAGGGGGUUUCUGUCUCAUAUUUAAAUCCAGGUUUCUCAUUGGCUGAUUAUGAUCAUCUCAUUAGAUCCAGGUUUUAAAUUGGCUGAUUAUUAUUUAUUAUCGUUUAUCGUUUACUGUCGUUUCUGUGAGCUGCCAGUCAGGAGCCCAGUGGCAGUGGUUUUCUCUCAGAUCAUUAGAUGCGUGUAGAAAUGGCCGCUCCCAUUAAACAGAGUUAUAUAACCUGCUUUUAAUACAGUUACUCUGCUUACUGUUAGCUUUAGCCAUGCUGCUCUUCUAAAAAGCACAGGGUACAGAAGAAUGAAUGUUACCUCAUGUACUGAUGUCUGUGUUUCUGAUAAAAUGAGACUAUUUGAAGGCACUGUUUGUGCAGCUAAUAUUGUGCAAUGGUAGGGUGCUGCAUUAUACUUAUCUUGUGGUUACUGUUGUGAUUGCUACGGUUGCUGAUUAUGUCAUGUACCUUUUCUGAUCCAAUAAGGAAAAACUUGAAUGUGCAAUAUACUCAAACUUCCCAACACUAAAAUGACCAGGCACAGGCUGCCCCUGUAAUGCAUGAAUAAUAAUUAACAUACAACAAAAAUAAUACUCACAGGAUACGGAACUGUUCCAACUCUUUUUUUGUGAUAAUACUCUAUGUACUGUAUAUGUACGUGCAAGUAUCCAUGCAUACAGACAUGUGUUUGCAGAGGUGUGCAAUUUCUUAUUCUUAUUUUGAUAAGGACUCGGACAUGUUGGAUGACUUAACACAAUAAAUACAUUUGAAAUAGUAUUCCAAUACUCUUCAAAUAGAACUCUUAUACUCUUCCAACAGAACUCCAAUACUCUUCCAAUAGCACUCCAAUACUCUUCCAACAGAACUCCGAUACUCUUCCAAUAGAACUCCAAUAUAGCUCAGGAGGUAAGAGCAGUUGUCUGGCAGUCAGAUGGUUGCACUUCCAACAGAACUUCAAUACUCUUCCAAUAGAACUCUUAUACUCUUCCAACAGAACUCUGAUAAUCUUCCAAUAGAACUCUUAUACUCUUCCAACAGAACUCUGAUAAUCUUCCAAUAGAACUCUGAUACUCUUCCAACAGAACUCUGAUAAUCUUCCAAUAAAACUCUUAUACUCUUCCAACAGAACUCUGUUACUCUUCCAGUAGAACUCCAGUACUCUUCCAACAGAACUCCAAUACUCUUCCAAUAGCACUCCAAUACUCUUCCAACAGAACUCUGAUACUCUUCCAAUAGAACUCUUAUACUCUUCAAACAGAACUCUGAUACUCUUCCAAUUGAACUCUGAUACUCUUCCAAUAGAACUCCAGUACUCUUCCAACAGAACUCUGAUACUCUUCCAAUAGAACUCCAGUAUUCUUCCAACAUAACUCUGAUACUCUUCCAGUAGAACUCCAGUACUCUUCCAAUAGAACUUCCAAUACUCUUCCAGUAGAUCUCCCAAUACUCUUCCAAUAGAACUCCAAUUCUUUUCCAACAGAGAAUGGUUGUCUGGCAGUCGGAGGGUUGCCAGUUUGAUCCCCCGCUCUGGGCGUGUCGAAGUGACCCAGAACAAGACACCCAACCCCUAAUUGCUCCCAACGAGCUGAUUGGUACCUUGCCUUUCACUGUUGGUGUGUUGUGAGUGUGUUGAAUGGGUGAAUGAGAGGCAUCAAUUGUAAAGCACUUUGGAUAAAAAAGAACUUACAAUACUCCAAUAGAAUUCCAAUAGAACUCCAAUAUUGUAGGAACUAUAGAGAAUCUAUCAUUUGCUUUUACGGCACUUGCUUGAUUUGAGCAGUGUACAUGUUUCUGCAUGUGUGUGAGUGUGUGCGUGUGUGUGUGUAUGCGCAUAUAGCAGGAAAAGCUAUGGGAGGGAAUGCUAUAGGAGGAGGCUCUAUAGGUGGGGAUGCUAUAGGAGACAGUAUAGCAGGAGAUGCUAUAGAUGGGGAUGCUUUAGGAGGAGGUGCUGAAGGAAGAGAUUCUAUAGGAGGAGAUGCUAUAGUGUAAUAUAUAGUAGGAAAUGCUAUAUGAGGAAGCGCUAUAGUGGAUGCUUUAUGGCAUGGUAUAGGAAAUUAUAUAGGAGGAGAUGCUAUAGGAGAUGCUAUGGGAUGAAACGCUAUAGGAGAUGCUAUAGGACACGGUAUAGGAGGAAACGCUAUAGGAGAUUAUAUAGUAGGAGAUACUAUAGGAGACGGUAUAGGAGGAAACUAUAUAUGAGAUUAUAGGAGCAGUACUCUUCGGGUAAGAAUGGUUUUGCUUCUGCACACUUAUACUCUCGGGGACAGCUAUCAAGAUGCAGUACAGAUACCAGAUGUAUGAAAUCUAUUUUAAUUUAUAUAAUCGCUGUUAUACCAACCAGACUGAAGUCCAUGAUUACCGUGGAAAUUUCCAUGUACCAUGGAUUACUGUGUGUGUGUCACACUUCUAUUUUUUGGUAAUUUACCUUGUAAAUGAUUUCAUGGCAGGUAAAUAAAAGUUUGUUUGGUCUAAAAGGUU
Messenger RNA from Anguilla rostrata (American eel), 6398 nucleotides. It is a transcript of the gene acsl3a, whose product is annotated as acyl-CoA synthetase long chain family member 3a. Gene Ontology annotation, cellular component: plasma membrane; endoplasmic reticulum; lipid droplet. NCBI's taxonomy places the organism in Eukaryota, Metazoa, Chordata, Actinopteri, Anguilliformes, Anguillidae. Gene Ontology annotation, molecular function: long-chain fatty acid-CoA ligase activity. The coding region runs from base 744 to 2876 and encodes 710 amino acids. The transcript is spliced from 14 exons. The record is from RefSeq and is a predicted model, not a curated record. Gene Ontology annotation, biological process: neuron differentiation; long-chain fatty acid metabolic process; long-chain fatty-acyl-CoA metabolic process.